ACCGCAGCGAGAGACAAGGCAUCCACGCUUCACCUAGUUCACGUCGUUCAACGUUGCAUACCACACACCAUUAUCGCUUCCAUCAACAAUAUAUGAGGUCGUUGUGACCAAAGAUUCGAUCCCUCCUUUUGGUUGUAUCCUCAUCUCACCAGAUCCUGUCCUCGCGGGUUGAAAACGUAUCGCCCUCAUCUCCGUCCCCGCGGCUUCCACAACAUCCAGGCAUACUUCAAGUUAGCACCCGAUAUCAACUUUCUCGACUCUAUCUUUCAAUAUCUACACGAUGUCGAACCCGUUAGACACAGAUGCUGGCUCUGAAUUAUUUAGCAGCUAUGAAGCUGAGCUGAAACUCGUCCAGGCGGACCUCAACCAGAAACUCGACCAGAUCGCUGAGGCUGUAGGAGAAGAAAGGAAGUCGGCCAUAAGACAGGCCGAAAGAGCGCUAGAUGAGGCCAAUGAAUUGCUCGACCAGAUGCGCAUAGAGAAGGAGAACAUCCCGUCCACAACCCGUUCAAAAGUCAACGCACGGUUCCGGAACUUCUUGAGCGACAUCGACGAAGUAAAAAGAAAGUUAAAGUCCCUCUCCGAUGAUCGUAAAGCCCUCUUCGGUGAUAGAUAUAGAGAUGAACCUAACAGUGUCAAUGAUCAACACCUUGAGCAAAGACAGCAACUCCUAGAAGGGACAGAGCGUUUGGGUCGGAGUUCAGCUCGUCUGCAGGAGAGCCAGAGGAUAGCACUGGAGACGGAAGACAUUGGUCGAAGUACACUAGCGGACCUUCAUAUUCAGCGCGAGACGAUCGAGCAUACGAGGGCUGGAUUGUUAGAAAGUGAGGGAUAUGUCGAUCGAAGUGUGAAGACGUUGAGGGGGAUGGCACGUAGGUAGUACUACCCUCUACACUAUUCCCAUCUAUGCGGAUGCGGAUGCUGAUUUUCUGACAGGAUGGCUACGAAUCGGAUAAUUACUAUUGCAAUUAUCACCGUUCUCAUUCUUCUUAUCGUUGCGGUUGUCUACAGCAAGUUUCAUUGAAUGACUCGAAUAGGUAAUAUACGGCGUUUUAGGUGAUGUUUGAUAUCCUUUUUUACAGCCAGCAUCACAACCCUUGUAUGAUUUAUUGCUUUGCAUUUUUGGCUUCCGGCAAUCAAAAUGAUUGCCUGCAUGUUGCUUUUUAUAAGAUCGCUUUUUGUAUAAACCAGCCGGGGUAUCAUAUGUAUAGUCACAUCUAAUAACGCCUCCAAAUAACAUGCCAAUCCUAACA
Molecule: messenger RNA, 1253 nt
Organism: Coccidioides immitis RS
Lineage: Eukaryota; Fungi; Ascomycota; Eurotiomycetes; Onygenales; Onygenaceae
Product: vesicle transport V-snare protein, variant
Exons: 2
Coding region: 281-880 (199 amino acids)
Biological process (GO): intra-Golgi vesicle-mediated transport; macroautophagy; retrograde transport, endosome to Golgi
Cellular component (GO): Golgi apparatus; ER to Golgi transport vesicle membrane; endoplasmic reticulum membrane
Molecular function (GO): SNAP receptor activity; SNARE binding
Source: RefSeq, a predicted model, not a curated record